Cylas formicarius (sweet potato weevil) is the source of this 1064-nucleotide messenger RNA. Its product is annotated as receptor-type tyrosine-protein phosphatase S-like. Lineage: Eukaryota; Metazoa; Arthropoda; Insecta; Coleoptera; Brentidae. The transcript has 4 exons. The coding region runs from base 63 to 1004 and encodes 313 amino acids. The record is from RefSeq and is a predicted model, not a curated record. Gene Ontology annotation, molecular function: protein binding.
CCGAAACACUCCAGAUCGAUAUAAAAAUCGUAUCGACGGCCGGGAUCUCAUCAAAAGACAAAAUGAUGAGCUCGCUAAUAUGGCUGCCUCUCGCGUUCGCGAUCCUCUUGAGCCCCGCGGCGUCCAAGUGCGUACCCGGCAAGGUCGAUAGCGUGGAGUUCGCCUCCAACUAUUCGCUAUUAUGGUCAGAAGCGAGCAAUCCGGACGGAUGCGGCAUCACCACGUACGUCAUCUACAUCGUCGACGUGUCGGACGACACCCUGCAGAUGUACACGACUCAGGCGGCGACGAGAUCGUACUACUUCAACUCGCUGGCGAUGUGCGCCAAUUACAGCUUCGAGGUGCACGCGCUGACCAACGAGAGCGUCGUCGGGCCCGCCGAUAGCUACCUGCUCAGGACUGAGCCCAAGGCCAACCUCAACCUCUCCGUCGCGUUCGACAACAUCACGGUCGAGUCUAGCUCGAUCACGCUGUCGUGGUCCCAGCUCUCCGCCGACGUAGCCAGCUGCGUCAGCUCCUACAGGCUGGUGUACUGGGAUGACGACGACAACCCCACCGACGUCUACGUUUACAACAACAGCUACACCAUUCCGAACGUCACACCCUGUAUGACGUACGAGUUCCAGGUGAGGGCGAUCUUGGGCAGUCCCGAGGCGGAGGGACCGUUUAGCUUGUCCGAGAAGGCCAGCUACGGCGAAGUACCGUCGCCGCCGAAACUGUCUAGCAUCGCGACCAACAGCACCACGGCAACCAUGACGUGGCAACUGGACAGCUAUAGCACCAACAGGUGCGAGAUCCAGUACCUGGCGGUGAAUACGGUAGGAUUUGCCAACGGUACCUUUACGGUACCGGUCAACGACACCUCGGCUAGGGCUCCAGUGACGUUUACGAUCGCGGGGCUCGCCCCUGAUACCGUUUAUAUCAGCGAGGUGGCUGUGGUCAACAGCGCGGGGCCCUCCAAGAACGUCACCAUCACCUACCAGACCGCUGACGAUGUCCUGUGAGGAGGCGGUCCCGUCCCCCGCAGUUAUUAGGAUAAUAGAAUCAUUUUUUUUUACCUGUCG